Molecule: messenger RNA, 4120 nt
Organism: Terrapene triunguis (Three-toed box turtle)
Lineage: Eukaryota; Metazoa; Chordata; Testudines; Emydidae
Gene: ONECUT2
Product: one cut homeobox 2
Exons: 2
Coding region: 51-1487 (478 amino acids)
Biological process (GO): regulation of transcription by RNA polymerase II
Cellular component (GO): nucleus
Molecular function (GO): DNA-binding transcription factor activity, RNA polymerase II-specific; RNA polymerase II cis-regulatory region sequence-specific DNA binding
Source: RefSeq, a predicted model, not a curated record
CCCCCCCCCCGCCCCGAGCAUCCCGCCAGCCCAGCACCCCCAUGGACUGAAUGAAGACUGCCUACACCGCCUAUCGAUGCCUCACCAAAGAGCUGGAUGCCUGCGCCAUGAACCCGGAGAUGACAAUGGACAGUCUGGGCAGUUUGCAUGGGGCAGCCAGCCAUGAGCAGGAUCUGCUGGGCAGCCCCAGCCCGCACCACCCCAGCCGCAGCGCCGGAUCGCUACGGGUCCAUCCUCCUCCUUCGCACCAGGACUUAGCUUCUGCCUCUUCCCGCUCGGCCAUGGUGUCCAGCAUGGCUUCCCUGCUAGACGGGGCAGGGGAUUACCGCCCGGAGCUGUCCAUCCCCCUCCAUCAUGCCAUGAGCAUGCCCUGUGACUCCUCGCCCCCUGGCAUGGGCAUGAGCAGCACCUACACCACUCUGACUCCACUCCAGCCCCUGCCGCCCAUCUCCACCGUCUCCGACAAGUUCCACCACCCGCACCACCACCCCCAUGCUCACCACCACCAUCACCACCACCACCAGCGCCUCUCCGGCAAUGUCAGCGGGAGCUUCACCCUGAUGAGGGACGAGAGGGGUCUGCCGGCCAUGAACAACCUCUACAGCCCCUACAAGGAGAUGUCCGGCAUGGGGCAGAGCCUGUCCCCCUUGGCUGGCACCCCCCUGGGCAACGGAUUGGGGUCCAUCCACAACACCCAGCAGAGCCUCCAUAACUAUGGACCCCCCAGCCACGACAAGAUGCUCAGCCCCAACUUUGAUGCCCACACUGCCAUGCUGGCCAGGGGUGAGCAGCACCUCUCCCGGGGGCUGGCUACCCCCCCUGCGGCCAUGAUGUCCCACUUAACCGGUAUGCACCAUCCUGGACACCCUGGCCAUGCUCAGCCUCACGGGCCCGUGUUGGCUUCCAGCCGGGAAAGGCCGCCCUCCUCCUCUGGAUCUCAAGUUAACAACUCUGGGCAGUUAGAAGAGAUCAACACCAAAGAAGUGGCCCAAAGGAUCACUGCAGAGCUGAAGCGCUAUAGCAUCCCCCAGGCGAUCUUUGCCCAGAGGGUGCUGUGCCGUUCUCAGGGGACCCUUUCAGACCUUCUAAGGAACCCUAAACCUUGGAGUAAGCUGAAAUCUGGCAGGGAGACGUUCAGGAGAAUGUGGAAAUGGCUGCAGGAACCCGAGUUCCAGAGAAUGUCAGCCUUAAGACUUGCAGCAUGCAAACGCAAAGAACAAGAACCGAAUAAAGACAGGAACAAUUCCCAGAAGAAAUCUCGUCUGGUUUUCACCGAUCUCCAGCGCAGAACACUUUUUGCCAUCUUCAAAGAGAACAAACGUCCAUCCAAAGAAAUGCAGAUCACCAUCUCCCAACAGCUGGGCUUGGAACUUACCACUGUCAGUAACUUCUUCAUGAACGCUAGGAGACGCAGCCUUGAGAAAUGGCAGGAUGAUUUGAGUACAGGGGGAUCCUCUUCAGCCUCCAGCACUUGUACCAAAGCAUGAUUGAAGAAAGGAAUCUAAAUUAGGCACAACUCAACCAUAAAAAAGAGGAAAAAAAGAAUGAAAGGAAAGAAAAAGUAUGGAUUCUGAGUGGGGCCCUUCACUGGUGAUUUGAAAGCACAAUUCUCUUGGAAAGUAAUUCUAGUCUAGUUGUAAACAUAGGACACUUUUUUAAUGGCUAUUUAGUCAGUUUUAGAAGGCGCAAAUCACAAAUUAAUCUCUUUCUAUAUAGUAUUACAUUCAAGACAGGCUAAGCAUAUCCAAAAUAUAAGUGGGUCAUUCAUGACAUAAAUUUUUCCUGAGAGCCAAUGAAGACUUAAACUAUGGAUCAGCAUUUAAGGCGAUGGGAGUACUGCAGGAUUGCCCAGAGUUGGUAGCUAAACAGAAAUGCAAACAUGUCUGACCUACUUUGUUUUCCAAAUGCUUAGGCUUGCCACACCACAAAAUACCAAAGCUCACACCCAUAACAUGACAACAUGAGAACUGAGCACAAAUCUUAAAAGAUGGAAAUUGAAAAAUCCAAGAACCUGUUUUGUAAUCUCAGGCAUUGUUUUGUUUAGAUGUUUUAGAAAAAAAAUUGAUCCAAUUUUAUGUUUUGGGUUUAUUUUUUAAACUUAUCAGUGAACACUCACAUGGUCUUGGAUCACUAAAAUUCAGUUCACUUGAGCUCAAAGUAUCAAGCACAAAGACAAUAGAUACAGAAAUAGAACGGUUCUGGACUUGCUACAUCUGUUCUUUCAAGACACUCUAAUUUAUGAAGUUGUUAAUGAAAAGUAUGUGACCACACAAGCUUCAAGCACAUUUUGCUGUUUGUCACAAAUUCUGUGUUUGUACAUAAUGCAGAUGCACACUCAGGAGGUCAAUUUAACUGCUACAGUGCAUGGAGCAAACACAACACUUUGAGAGAGCUAGAUUUCCUUAGGUCAUCAAUAUGUCCUUUUUAGUUAUUAGCAUGUAGUUUCUCCUUAUAAUUUCAUUGUUACUGAAGUCUAUUUAGGUGGGUUUUUUUAAAAUUGAUGCAUUCUGUAUUAGAGUUCCUUGGUAUUUUCUUAGCAGAAAAAAAGCAUCCACUUUCAGGAUGUCACUGACCAUUUAGAUGUGCUGCAUAUGACUUAAAUAUGACAUCAAAAUCUAUCACAUCUCCAUUACCAAUUCAUUUAACCUGAAGAGAACACAGUACACCAAAGAUGCAGUAUAUUGCAAGCCAAAGACAUUUAUAACUUGCCAUUUAUUUUCAUCAUCAUCAUAGUAUUGUGAUUAUUUUAGAAAUCAGAAAGCCUUGCAAACUCCAAAAAAAGUACAACUCUAUCAUUUUAGUUUGCUGUACAAUUGAGCAGAAAGUGGAUGCUGACAAAAUUAGCAAAGUCGUGAGUGGAGUAGCAGAGCUAACAGGGCCAUACUAGCUGCAGUUACAGUAGUCUUCAAAGAGCAUAAACAAUCCUUAUCACUGAAAUUGUUAUGGUCACUUGAUGUGCAUAUUUACCAGUGAAUGGCCCCUUUUGAAACACCAAUUGAGUGUUCAAAAGCAAGCCAAACGCUGUAAUGAUUCUUUAAAGACACUUGAGACUUUUUUAUGUACUACUUAAUCGAAACCAAAGAAACUUUUUCUGCACCUACUUCUUCUGCAACAAACUGUUCCAUUUUAAUAAAAUAAAAUAAAAUAAAAAAACCAAGGAAGCACGUCAGGAAACAAAAACAACACAACACACUGUGUUUUGACAGACAUCUUGGACAUUUUAGGAAGCAGAUUUCAAAGAAAGGGUUGACAAGAAUGAAAACAAAGUAAAGCCAAUGUGAGUGCUGCUUCAUCUGACAACUCAGUAAUCUUAAAGUUGAAGAUUGUCUUUAAUUUGUGCCUAUGCAGUUUUUUCAAAAGAACAAGGAACAGAGCAACCGAAACCUCAACAGCUACAAUACCAAAGAUGAGGAUUUCUCACAACUUUUGUUUCAGUUCAUUAUCUCCUCUUGCACGGCUAAAAUGCUUAUAGCACCAUUGAUCUGUGUAAAGGUAAUCAAUUCUGUUUCUUUGAGCAACAAAAAGGGUGGUUUUUAUUUUUUUAUUUUUUUUUCUGUUUCUCCCCCCACAUGGAAUCUUUCAAGGAUUCCAUGGACUCCAAGUAUAAGGUGUUGGGAUACUAAACUAAUCUGUCUUCUCUGUCCAUAAGAGUAUGUGGGAAAAUGUGUCAAUUGAAUAUUAUUUGUUUUUUUAACAGGUAGAAUUGUUCUCUUGUAUGUUCAGAGCUUUAAACAACCAUCCCAUAUGGGAAAAAAUGCUUAACUGACCAGAUCCUCUUCCCCUUCCCCUUAAAUGAAUUUCGCAAGAUAGGUACUGAAAUACUUCAUUGUAAAUACUGAAUAUCACUAGAGAUGAGCCUGAAUCACAAAGAUCAGAUCUAGAAUUCAAACUGGAUCAGAGCUUCCAAUAGUUCAGGUGGUUUGCAUUCAUUGUUCUGGUUUGAACCAUUAUACUUCCAAAUAAUGAAAUUCGGAUCCAGGACCAAAUCUGAAUUUCCUCAAAUUUGGGGGGGGGGGGGGGAGGGAAUCUGAGAAGGAUUGUAACCAGUGUCUCAAUUCAACUCCAUCUCUACACAUGACUUAGGGCUUCUUUUCAAAUAACACUGCAUAUAAAAGUUUAA